GCCCCUUAAUUUCAAAAUUAUAAUAAUUCAGAGGGAGGAGGUUUACAUUUUCCAUUUCAAGGAAGGCUCCUGCCUUCCUUAGCAGACGCCUGAUUUUUCAAACCGAGGCAUUUGGAAAACUCAUCAGUGGAGGUAAGUGCUCUGUAGCUGGAUUAAUGAGUAACCUCUCCUUCAGUGAGUUGCUGGUGCCCUGCAGUGCAGGCUUUGGGGCUGGGUUUCCCUCUCUGUGUCCCAAACCCUCUGUGUUUCCACUCAGCCCCAGGAUGAGCCUUUCCCCCAGCCAGCUGCAGCUGCGGGGGCUGCUCUGUGUCCCAGAGCUCUGUGCUGUGCCAGCUGCUCUGCAGAAAGAUCCUAAGCGUGGGCAGAAAGUGCAAGAGACCAGCCCGUGGAGUUAUUUUACCCUUUUUGCUCUGAUUGUUGGGGGAAACCAGGUGAAGCAAGGCUCACACCCAUGGCAGGGUUGCACAAGUGAACGUGGUUUUAUCUGCAGAACAAAGCGCUGGAGAAGAGAAGGAUUUGGGGUGACCUCAAUGCAGCCUUCCGAUGGACUGCUCCCUCAGGUGUUGUAUGAAGUCACUCUCCCAGUCCUAAACAGCAGAGAGUGUUCAAGAGCACUGUCAACUUCAAUGUAAUCCAUCCAAGGUGACACCAUAGUGUGUGUUGGAUUUCCAGAUGCAGGAAGAGAUGCCUGCCAGCACACAGGACCCCUUUUGUGCUGAGGCAAGCCUGGGGCCUGGAGCCUUGCUGGUGUCAUCUCCUGGGUGGGAUGUGCCUGCAGCUGGACAGGGAGUGAGAAGAACAAACAUUACAACAGAGGAUCCCUGGGAACAUUCCCAGACCUCAGCAGGGUGUUGUGCUGGCUUCAGGAGAACAUGAGUGCUGAUCUGAAAGUGGAAAGCUCCACAGUGUUUUGUAGUGUUUAGGGUGGCAAACUCUGCAAGAGUGAAGGGGAAUUACAUUUUCCUGGAAGGCCUGAACUCUAUCAAAACCAUCAAUUGUGUGUAUGGACUCUAUUUGUGCCAGAAGGGAAUUACAUAUGCCUUCGUUUCUCCCACUUUUUCUGGCCAGAAACGUCCUGUGAUUAUGAUUCUUUAUCAGUCUAUUCAAAAGAUGACAGACUCAUGGGGGAGUUUUUGUCCCCUUGGAAAUUCUGUGGAGGAGAUCUUCCAUUACCUCUUUUGAUUGGCUCCAAUAGCAUAAGGCUGAAAUUUGUUUCUAAUGAUGAGGAUUAUGGAACUGGUUUUUCCAUUACCUACAAAGCUCUUACACCAGAUAUUCUUCCUGGUAAGUUUAGGCCAAGUAAUGUGCCUGCCUACACUCUUGGGUGGGGACCUGGAAAAAAAAGUCAAGAGAAAAUAAACCAGAGGAAACUCCUGUGGUAUUUCCGUGUGGAUGAUGCUUCCAUGGGGGAGCCUUGCUGCUGGCUGUCCUCCUUGAAGAAGGAGAGUAUGCACUGCCCAGAGCACUACAGCAACCUGGCAGGCUGUCAGUGGAUUAUCUGUGCUCUAGAGGACCACGUAGAUGCUUGUGGGAUGCCUUCAAAUCAGCCCAGGUUCCUCUUCAGUAGGAUAACAGAAGGUGAAGAAGCUGUGCCCUACUUGUGGCCUUGGCAGGCCAGUGUGCAAACUGCAGAUGAGCACAUCUGUGGAGGAGCAGUCCUUGCCCAAGAAUGGCUCGUCACAGCUGCCUUCAUUCCAGGCGAGUGCACCUCGCAUUCCCGAGUCUUCCAUAAAAUGUCAAUGUCUUAGCUUUCCUAGAAAAGGUCAAUCAAGCAGUAUUUUAUCCACCCAAAUUUUAACGAGACCACUCUGGACUCUGACACUGCCCUGCUGCAUCUGGCUGAGCUCUUGGAAUUCACCCUCUCCGUGCUCCCGGUGUGCCUCCCUGCCGGGGAGGAGGUGCUGCAGCCCUCGAGGAUGUGUGUGGUCACAGGGUGAGGUACACCUGAAGGAGACAGAGGAAAGGGGAAAAAACUGCAGCAGCUGGAAGUCUCCAUCCUGGCACCUGACAUAUGUCAGAGCUAUUACAUAAACCUUCCCAGUAAAGUGAUCCUGGGGAUGAUCUGUGCAAGAUUCCCUCUGGAGGAUGGCAAGGACUCUUGUGCAGGUGAUUCUGGAGGCCCAUUAGUUUGUCCUUCAGGAGACAACUCGGGGUUUUACACUCUCCAUGGAAUCACUAGCUGGGGCUUGGGAUGUGGAAGGAAGAAAUACCCAGGUGAAUACACCAAUAUUCAUUUUUUUGGUUUUUUUUUUAACUGGAUCAAGAUGAGUAUUAAUAGUAGUGGUAUGUAUGAAAAAAAAACCCAACAAAACAACCAUUAAAUUAAUCCUUUUGCUAUUGUUAGAUGAUUAAUUUGAGGUCUUUUCCAGGGUGCCAUUUUUAUAUUUGGGUGUCCAGCACUCCCUGAGGUCUUGGCUGUUUAAAAUAUCCCUAGCUGAAUGCCCAAAAAAGAAGCAAACUUAAAUCAGCAGUAACUUCUGAAAAUCUUAUUUCUUCCAGUUGUAUCAUUAUUCUUCCACUCUCUACUGCAUUUCAUGUGUGGAUGAAUGUUUUCCUUGCUGUGGCUUUGCAACUUCAUUUCUCAGGGUUGGGAGGAAGUAGAGGAGCAGGAACUGACACAUGGUGGCAGCUGAGUCCACUUUGACAAGUUUACAGCCUGUCUUCAUUGAUGAACUUUGCAGAGUUUGCCCUGUUUUAUUCUUCUUCUUUUUUUUCCUGAGCUCCCCAUUUUUAUUGUGUGACUGUCAAAAGAACAGUUCUGAUGGAUCCCAUUGUAAAACAUUCCCAAAACACAAAUGUCAUUGAAAACAAAAUUUGGUGGGAGCAUGCAGGUUUCUUGGACUGAUGAACAGAUUCCAGAGUAGCUGAUACUUACCCUGGGGAAUUUACUACUGAUUUACCUGAACUGAGAGUUUGGCUUUUCACGUGUGUUGGAGCAGUCACAAAUUACCUGCAGCCUUCUGACACUCUGUUAAUCCAUUUUAGAAGGGAAAAGAGGGAAAAUAAGCCACAUGAGCCAAGCAUGUCCUUGAAUGUAGUGCUGGAGACUGUAAAAAUACUGCAGGAUAUUUUUAACACAGUUUCUGGUUUUACAAAUUGUUUGGUGUUCAAACAAAAGUGUUUGAAAAGACAGGUGUUACAGGCCAAGGGACCAUGCAAGAACUCAUAGCUAUCCUAAUUAAUCUGUGCAUUAACUUGUAACUAGCAGUUUGCUUAAUGGCCAAAAGGCUGUUCACACAGAAAUCUGUGGUGACAGGCUCCAGUCAGCUUUGCAGACCCUUCUGCUCUCAGCUGUAGUGUUUAAAACUAGAUUAGUAGGACAGUACAACAGGUAGCAAAAGAAUAAUCCUCCUUUGACCCAAUGGUCCAGAUAAUAACUAAAAGAAGGAAUUGCCAGGCGUUGGAAGGGGCUGCCCGUGGGGUCACCGUCCCUGGCGGUGUCUAAGGAAAGGCUGGACGCGGUGGUGUCCGCUCACAGUUUGGCCUCGGGGAUCUCAGAGCCCUUUCCCAACCCCAUCGAUCCUGUGAAACCAAGAGCUCGGCUCUCGGGGCAGCCUGACCCGCCCGGCCUGAGGGCGGAGCGGGCUCCCCGGAGCGCCUGGGCCCGGGCGGCACCGGGAGGAGGAACCGGGAGGCGGCACCCGAGGAGGAAGCGGGAGGAGGAACCCGAGGGAGGAUCAGGAGGCGGCACCCGAGGAGGAACCGGGAGGAGGAACCCGAGGGA
Molecule: messenger RNA, 3724 nt
Organism: Motacilla alba alba
Lineage: Eukaryota; Metazoa; Chordata; Aves; Passeriformes; Motacillidae
Gene: OVCH2
Product: ovochymase 2
Biological process (GO): proteolysis
Molecular function (GO): serine-type endopeptidase activity
Source: RefSeq, a predicted model, not a curated record